Microcebus murinus (gray mouse lemur) is the source of this 2538-nucleotide messenger RNA. RefSeq names its product zinc finger protein 146 (gene ZNF146). Lineage: Eukaryota; Metazoa; Chordata; Mammalia; Primates; Cheirogaleidae. The record is from RefSeq and is a predicted model, not a curated record. Gene Ontology annotation, biological process: regulation of transcription by RNA polymerase II. Gene Ontology annotation, molecular function: DNA-binding transcription factor activity, RNA polymerase II-specific; RNA polymerase II cis-regulatory region sequence-specific DNA binding.
CAAGUUGCAUCCAUCUCCAAUAAAGUACAGACUGAGAAAAAAACAGUGAAUAUAAGAAAAUUGGAAACGUACUUCUGAUCUCAGACCUUGCCAUACACAGAGAAGCCUUAUAAAUGUAAGAAAUGUGGAAAUAUCAUCAGCCAAAAGUAAAUUCUAAUUCAUCAAAAAAUUUAUACUGCAGAGAAACCUUGUGAAUGUGGGAAAGCUUCCAUUCAGAUGUCACACCUCAGUCAGCAGAAAAUUUAUAGUGGGGAAAACCCCUUUGCCUGCAAGGUAUGUGGGAAAGCCUUCAGCCACAAAUCAAAUCUCACUGAACAUGAGCAUUUUCAUAAUAGAGAAAAACCUUUUGAAUGUAAUGAAUGUGGAAAAGCCUUUAGCCAAAAGCAGUAUGUCAUUAAACAUCAGAACACCCAUACUGGAGAAAAGCUUUUUGAAUGUAAUGAAUGUGGAAAGUCCUUCAGCCAGAAGGAAAACCUCCUUACCCAUCAGAAAAUUCACACUGGAGAGAAACCUUUUGAGUGUAAAGAUUGUGGGAAGGCUUUCAUUCAGAAGUCAAACCUCAUCCGACAUCAGCGAACUCACACAGGAGAGAAGCCCUUUGUAUGUAAGGAGUGUGGAAAAACCUUUAGUGGCAAAUCAAACCUUACUGAGCAUGAGAAAAUCCAUAUUGGCGAGAAACCCUUUAAAUGUAGUGAAUGUGGAACAGCUUUUGGCCAGAAGAAGUACCUCAUAAAACAUCAAAACAUUCACACUGGAGAGAAACCCUAUGAAUGUAAUGAAUGUGGAAAAGCCUUCUCUCAACGAACAUCACUCAUUGUACAUGUGAGAAUUCAUUCAGGUGAUAAACCAUAUGAAUGCAAUGUAUGUGGAAAAGCUUUCUCUCAGAGUUCAUCUCUUACUGUCCAUGUGAGAAGCCAUACAGGUGAGAAACCCUAUGGAUGUAAUGAAUGUGGGAAAGCUUUCUCUCAAUUCUCAACCCUUGCUCUGCAUUUGAGAAUACACACAGGUAAGAAGCCUUAUCAAUGUAGUGAAUGUGGGAAAGCUUUCAGCCAGAAGUCACACCACAUUAGACACCAGAAAAUCCAUACUCAUUAAAAGCCCUGUGAAUACCUUGAAAAUGGCGACGUUUUCAUUAGGAAUUUACACAUCAUACUGUAUCAGAAAUAAUCAUUCUGGAACAGAGCACCAUAAAUGAGUUAAACCAACAAAUACUAAAAACUUAUGGGAUAUCAGAAAAUUUGUACUGAAGAGAAAGUCAUUUGUAUGAUAAAAAGCCUACAGAAAAACUUAUAGCAAAGGUAAUGCUGAAACUUUAGACAUAUUUCCACUGCAAUGGAAAUGGAGAACAUGACUGUUACCAUUGCUCUCGUCAUAGAUCUAGAGAUCUUCACCAGUGUAAUAAAGAAAACAUAUUGUAAGUAUUGAAAAUGAAGAGACAAAAAUAAAUGAUAGGAUCAACUACAAAUGUAAAUUAUUAUAAGACUCUUGUGGUAUUGAUUCAACAGAGCAGAAGAGAUUCUAGAAAGAGAUCUAUGCAUUUCUUAGAAUUUAGAAUAUGAUAGAAAUAGCAUCAGGUGAGGAAUAAUGGGACUAUUUUAAAAAAUGAUUUGGAGAUAAUUUGUUCUCCAAGGGGGAAAAAAUAGACUAUGAACUAUAAACAAAAAUAAAACCUACAGAGACUAAAAACAAUAAUAUGAAAAAGCUAUAUUCUGAUAUGGUUAUGACCUUGGGAAGUAGGGAAACAUUCCUUGUAACAACUUCAAAGAUACUUAUUAAUUCUACUUUUGAGUAUAUAUGCUCAGGAAAUAACGUACCAGGAUAUUACCUAUGGCUUGAUUUAUCGUAUACAAAAAUUGGAUACAACUUGAAUGCCCAUCAGGAACAAAAUGGAAAAUACUUAUGAUGGAAUACUGUAUAUCUGUCAAAUGCAACAAAUGAGAUCCACGUGUAUUAACAGAUCUCAAAAAUCUUGUUGACGGGGAAUCAAGUUGCAACAUGAUGCAUAUAGUACAAUGACUUUGUAAAUUUUAAUUAGAACUUCCCUCACAAAAUUCAGUACUGUAUACUGGUAAUGGUUACAUAUAUGUAUGUAAAUGUUUUGAAAUGGAUUGGAAGGAUACAGACCCAACUCUUGAUAGUGGUCACCUGUGAAGAGUGGAGAAGGGAAGGGAAUCAGUGUGGGAGGUGGGGUGGGGAUUGGUUAAAGGGGACUUCAGCUUUUUAUAUAAACAUCCAUUUCUCUUUAAAAAGACUGUAAGUAAAUAUAAAGAUACUAGUUAAUUCUGGAUUGUGGUAUAUGGAUAUCUUGUCUUAUUUUUUGUACUUUUCUGUAUUUUUAAAAUUUCUCAAUAAGAAUGGGGAAGAGGAUGGGAAUGCUUUACCUGUAGAAAUCACAUUAUAAUGGAUUCAUUCCCAAAUACUAAACUUUUUAUAGAAAAUAUUUCUAAAAUUUUAUCAACAAUGAAUGGAUGGACUUGCUCUCUAUGUAAUAUGAAAUUAUCUAUUUUAUUAAAAUUAAAAAUGACAGCAUACUCCAAA